Molecule: messenger RNA, 1341 nt
Organism: Cannabis sativa
Lineage: Eukaryota; Viridiplantae; Streptophyta; Magnoliopsida; Rosales; Cannabaceae
Exons: 2
Coding region: 134-748 (204 amino acids)
Source: RefSeq, a predicted model, not a curated record
AAAUGCCUCUUCUUUUUUUAAUUUCAAAUAUCAAAACCCAAAAACCAUAGCAAACCAACAACCACUGCGCGAGGUCCUCCGACCUCCGCGCCUCUCCGAUCACCACCACCACCGGCCUACGCCAUCAUCAGCCAUGUCUGAUAAUUCUCACGACCAAGAUCCUCCUCUCCAAGACCAUGCCUCUGCCUCCUACUCUGCUCUCCCUCUCCACAUGGUCUUUCGUCCCGUCGCGCACGAUCCACACGCGCCGCCUCCCCUUUCCCUCCACAAGCAGCGAUCGUGGUCUCCGGACGCUUACAGAGACGAAGCUUGGCUGAGGAGAAAGAAGAGCAACAAUAGGAAGAAGCAGAGGAGCAAGAGCGUUACUGACGAAGACGUUGACGAGCUCAAAGCCUGUAUCGAACUCGGAUUCGGAUUCGACUCUCCUGAGGCCGAUCAUCAACGACUCUCCGAUACUUUACCAGCUCUUGGUCUCUAUUACGCCGUCAACAAACACUACUACGAUUCUCUCUCCAAACCGUUUACUCUCCCUCCUCCUCCUCCUCCUCCACCGCCGCCGCCGCCUCCGCCGCUUCCUCCGAUGACGUUAACAGCGUCUACGUCAUCAACAGCUUCGGAUUGCGAAACUCCGUCUCCUUCUGGAAGUCCUCACACCAUGUUUGGACCUGAUGAUACGCCCCAAACAGUGAAAACAAGGCUAAGGCAGUGGGCUCAGGUGGUUGCUUGUUCGGUUCGACAAUGCUCUUAGUUGAUUAAUUGAUGAUGAUGAUCGUAAUAAAGCUAAAACCAAACAGAGAAAUCAGAGCGAAUAAUCCCGAACCAAACCAGAGUUAUCAUCGUAACCAAACACAUCAACAUCUUAUGUUAUAUACCUGCUUUGAUUGAUAUGAUUCUCCCAACCCAUUCCCCACACACCCACCCACCCACUACUUUUGUUUGGGAUAAUAAUAUCUCAAAAAAAAAAUCAUGGAGGAGAUUGAGAUUGAAAUUGAAACUAAAUUUCGAAUUUUAUUAAUUUCAUUUUCAAAAAAAAAAAAGUAUUAAUGGGAUGGAACCAACCUACCUUUGAUUGACAUUUUGCUGUGUCUUCUUUUGUGGUUUUGAUUUUGGAUUAAUUGGUAAUAUGGUGGUAAUAUUGUUACUGUAUUAUUUUAUUAAAUUUAGAUUACUAUAGAUUUGGUGUCAAAAAUGUAGAAAAAAAAACUUAUGUAUCUGAUUGAAUUAGGGUCUCUUUUUUUUUUUUUUUUGAAUUUGAAAUUUCUGUUUGUAAUAUUUUUUGUUCUUUAAAUUAAAAGAAAAAAAAAAGGUGGUGGUUUAAGGAGAGGUGGAUUAUAACAGAAA